AUGGCUCGUGGGCUGCUGGGCACACUGCUUGCUCUGGCACUAUGGGAAGUUCACUAUUACUUGGCUUCUGCUGGAUCACUCGUGUCGGGUGCAGCCUACGGCUUCGCCACAGGAACUACAGGAGGUGGUGACGCGAAACCCGUGUACCCGAAAACGAACAAGGAAUUAGAAACUUACCUAAGCGACGCCGAGCCGCGGGUGAUCGUACUCAACAAGGAGUUCACGUUCAUUAAAACCGAGGGGUCUACUACAGAAAGCGGCUGUCGUCCGGAGAGUCAACAGAAAUGCCUCGCCAAAAAGAACGAUUUCAAAGGACAAGACGCGAUUAAAGUGUUAGUCUCAACGUCCUCGGACCAGAAUGGCGGAUGCAGCAUCGGAGACGAGAUGGUUCAAGUGACUUACGAUAAAGCCGCCAGGACGGCGCUGACUGUAGCGAGCGACAAGACGCUGAUCGGUGAGGGCACGAAAGGAGUGCUGAACGGCAAAGGUAUUCUUAUUUCCGGUAGCAACGUGAUUGUGCAAAACAUCCACAUCACAAACUUGAAUCCUCAUCUGGUGUGGGGUGGUGAUGCCAUCAGCAUUGGUAAACAUGACGCACCGAAGGGUAUUUGGAUCGACCAUGUCAAGAUUUCCAAUAUCGGACGGCAAAUGCUGGUGGUCAACUUUUCCGGUGCGACAGGAAUCACGGUCAGUAACACAGACUUCGAUGGCAACACAAAGUUCUCAGCUUCGUGUGACAGUCACCACUACUGGAGCAUCUUGUUAUAUGGCAAAAGGACUGAGGUGAGUCUGCUUGGCAACUACAUCGACCACACCUCAGGUCGGUCACCCAGGGUUGGAGGUCACGGCGACGAUACGGUAGUUGUUCACGCUGCCAACAACUUCUUCAGCGAGAUUUCUGGCCACGCAUUUGAUGUGGACAAGGGAGGAUACGUUCUGGCAGAAGGCAACUACUUUGCUUCGGUAGCGUCAACAAACCAGGGAAAAUCCGGCAGCAUGUUUGCGCCAACUGCAGCUAACGACUGCAAGGCGGUCAUCGGCCGCGCCUGCUCGGUGAACGUUUUUAAAAGCAGCGCACCUCUGAAGGGAUGUACAGGAGAUGCGGUGAGCUCCCAGUUCACCAGUCUCAAGAAGUACAUCACUAGUUACAAGGCAGGCCUUGCUACACAAUUUGCGGAGGCUAGCGGCAACUUUGGCAUUGGCGAAUUGAAAGAUGCUGUCGCACCAUCGGGUGCCUCGAAAAAGAGCGGCGUCGCGAUAUCUGGCCCGGAUGCGUCUGCGGGUGGAGAAGAUGCCGAGAACAGCGUGACGCAAGAAGACCACCCAGCUGACAAGACACCGAAAACUACCGACGUGCCAGUCUCAACGGACAAGUCUGGCGGGAAGGCAAGUGGCAAGGAUGGUAGCGCUGGUUCCGGCAACAAGCACAAGAGUAAAGAUGAUUCUGCUGGUUCGAGCAAAGACACUUCCAAAGACAUCGACGCCUCUGCCGGAACUGUUGUUCCAUACCCGGGAGACAACAAGAAGCCUGUCCAUGGAGAGGAACACCAGGAGUCCACUGAUCACUCACAGGAUAUUUCGCAUGAAGAAAAACAAAAGUCGAGUGCCUCAAAAAAAAGUGACACUGCCCCCGUACCUGGCUUCGACGAGUUUGCGGGUGGGGAAGAUGCCGAGAACAGUGUGACGCAAGAAGACCACCCAGCUGACAAGACACCGAAAACUACCGACGUGCCAGUCUCAACGGACAAGUCUGGCGGGAAGGCAAGUGGCAAGGAUGGUAGCGCUGGUUCCGGCAACAUGCACAAGAGUAAAGAUGAUUCUGUUGGUUCGAGCAAAGACACUUCCAAAGACAUCGACGCCUCUGUUGGAACUGUUGUUCCAUACCCAGGAGACAACAAGAAGCCUGUCCAUGGAGAGGAACACCAGGAGUCCACUGAUCACUCACAGGAUGUUCCACACGAAGAAAAACAAAAGUCGAGUGCCUCAAAAAGAAGUGACACCGCCCCCGUGCCUGGCUUCGACGAGUUUGCGGGUGGGGAAGAUGCCGAGAACAGCGUGACGCAAGAAGACCAUCCAGCUGACGAGACACCGAAAACUACCGAUGUGCCAGUCUCAACGGAAAAGACUGGCUGGAAUGAAGACACGAAAGACGAUCAUGGCUGGAAGGGAAACGGCAAGGAUGGCAGUGCGGGCUCCGGCAAUGCGCACAAGAGUGAAGGGGAUUCGACUGCUUGGCAGGCGGACAAGAAAUCCGAUAACGACUGGAAGGCAAACGAGAAGGAUGGAAGCGCAGGCAAGCAGGUGGGUUGGCAGGGGAACGCGGAAGCCGCUAGCUACUGGAAGGCAAUGGGCACAGACACUGCUGGUGCUGGCACUGUGCACGAAAGUGAAGGCGAGAAGGUUGUCAAUGGAGAGGACCAGCACAAGGCCGAUUCUAAGCCACAAGAUGUCUCGCACGAAGAACCCAAGAAGAGCAAUGCCAUGCCCGAUUUUGACUUUAACUCCGUUAUGCAAGAAGACGUACCAGAGGACAUGAAUCGCAUGCGCAAGCUUCGCAUGAGACACUAA
This is a messenger RNA of Peronospora matthiolae, 2568 nucleotides long. Lineage: Eukaryota; Oomycota; Peronosporomycetes; Peronosporales; Peronosporaceae. The record is from the annotation of a GenBank genome assembly.